CUAACACAUAGAUUCUUCGUCCCUUUAUUUGUAAUAUUUGUUUCUGUACACAUCGAUUUUAUUCAGACUGGAGUUUUAUAGUUUUGAAAAAUUUCAGAAGUUUUAGCUAAAUCCAUAGACAGUGAAGAAAAUUCUUAACUUGAUUUUAGCGAUAUUUUCAUAGAAGCAAAACCAUGACGCAGAGCUAUGACUUCGAUGUCAUUCUGGUGACCUCCAGUGUGCCGAUUACCCGGAAUUCGGCUAGUUUUAGCGAAGGUGGAAGACCCAUCUACUCAGUGCGGUUGUUCGAGGACUUUGAGGAGCUGUCCUUGGAACGGCUGUUCGUGGAUCAGUUUCCCGCAGAUAAGUUGGGUGGUUUUACGGCCAGUCCCUGCGAGGUGAUCGGUUCGCUGACCUCUAGGGGCAUAGGUGUAACCCUAAAGAAGAACGAUGAGCUGAUAGGAUCCGGCACGGGCAUGCUGAGCUCCUCCAUUCUGCGACAGCUUACAGAUCCCUCCUUCUCGGUUACCCAGCAAAUUGUGGUGGAACUGACCAACGGCAAGAAUAAAGUUGGUGAGGUGGAGCUACUCUUGAAAAUCAGUGCCGAUUCUCCGGACAUCAACCGCGGCCUGAUUCCAUUUGGCUGCUACGACGUGUGCAAGCCUGUGGACCAUUCGAUCAACAAAAGGGACAUUAUCUUCACCCUGGGACGAUCUGGAAAGUGUCCAACCAAUGCCUGCAUCACGGAUGAGCGCCUGAUGUCACAUGCCGGGGCACCCUUCCAAUGUCCUCAUGUGGCGGCCGAGAUGGAGGAUAAUAAAGGUGGUGCAACCACCAGAUGUGGCUGCUACCUGGCGGGGAUGCAGGUGCCACAGGACGACAAGGAGGCGAAGAAGCGAGAUCGGGCUGCCCUCAAAAAGCUGAUUGAUGAACUGGGUCUGGACCAAAUCAAGGUGCCCAAUGCGCCGUGUUCGCAUGAGAAGUCUCGUCGCUGGCAUUGUCAGUGCAGGUCAUCUGGUCCUAUUACCGACACCACCUCCUGUGACAUCAAUGAGUUCGAGGCGGAGAAGCCUCCGAGGAAGCGAAAGGCCUUAUCCUUGACCGCCUCUCGGGAGCAACAGGCACGUCGCAGGAUAAUGGGCUCGUGUCCCGUGAAAGAACCUGAACUCACACAUCAGGCCUAUAAGCCACCGGUGCUCUGCCAGCUCUGCCAAUCGGACAUCAGUUGGCUGCCCAAGAUCUCGGCUUGUCCCUACUGCGGCUACAAGACCUUCGAGGACAUACAUGCCAGUGAGGAGCCCUAUGAUCUGACGGCCACAGCCCAGCAGCUUUUGAGGGACUCGCUGCGCAAGAAGCCCUGUGAACUGGCUUCGUCUGACUCUUUAGGCGCAGAUGAUGAGGCAGCGGGCGACAGGGCGAGGAAACACCGAGUAACCGAUGAUCCCAAUGCGCCCAAGCAAUGUGAUUGCCUGGGCGGCCAGCCCUGCACUCGCUGUCGCAUCCGCAAACUCUGCGAGAAUUUCUUCCAGGACAACGAAAACAAGGUGCAGCCUCUGGCACAGGCCCAAAAUGAACGGGCAUCCGUGUCCAAGACCAAGUCCUCGCCGGAACAGAAUCAGCUGAGGAAGAGCAAUUCGGAUACAUCACAGCGUCGUGCCCAAUUGAUCUCGAUCUUCACGGAGAUGCGUAAUAUGUAUGGCAAGAAGAAGGAAGCCGAUGAGGCGGAUGCAGUGGCUCAGGAGCUGCACAAGGAAUGUGAAGCCGCCUGCCGGAAUACCAAAACAGCCAAGGCCCGCAGAAGGGCCAGGAAAUCACUGCAGAAGGCUCUUAACGAGAUUGACAAGGCCUAUCCCUCGCCACCCAAAGUGCGAGCCAAAAGGAAGUCCAUUCACCACAAGAAGUCCAGAUGCUACACCUUUCUGAACCUCAAGAAGCAGCCCAAGGACUCUCGCAUAGGACACCUUGACUGCAUCUCGGACAGCAAAUACACGGGCUAUUGUAAGAUCCCCAGUCACAUGGGUUGGAUGUGGACCAAGAGCGAGUUGGCGCGCCACAAGUCCUGGCGUCCGGGAGCCAUUGCCCGUCCCAUUCGCCAACUGAUGACCUAUUUCCUCAGGGACUAUCCAGUGGAUAAUCUCUGCCUGUCGCGUUACCACUACCGCCGUCGCAAGUGCCGCAAGAACAAGGAGGAGGAGCCCUUGGUGCAGCAUCCCACACUGCACAUAAGUCGCAAGGGUGAUGAGUACAUCAUCACACUGCGUCCCUUGAAGGACCCCAAAAGCCUGGCCUCCAGUGCCAAUCCCUAUGCGAGCAUGAAGCCCGUGGUCUUCCGCAUCACCAAAGAUCCCGUGGCGGCAGGACUUCGCCAGAUUAGAGUGGCCCUGCAGGACAAGGGAUUCGCCCCUUGCACUUGUCGUCGUCCGGUGGCCAGUUGUUUCUGCCGGAGUCACAACGACAAGAAGCGCCUUCAGUACGAGUUGGAGAACCUGUGUCACCAACGAGGAUGGCCCAGUAACUCCGAUUCCUUUGUCUACUCCCCGUAUAGUGAGGAUGAUGACAGUGAUCGGGAGUACGAGUUUGGGGUCACUCCACCCGCGGGCGUUAUAAAACCGGAGCGUCUGAGGAAACCGGACACUGCCCAUGUGGAGACCCAGUAUGUGGACCACGACUGGGCCGCACCCACCAUGUAUCCGCAUCCGGCCAACAUGCUGGUCCAGUACGGCGCCUGUGUGAUGGGCGAGCGCAAGAAGAAGUUCCCCUGGCUCUACGGAAAGGGCAAUAUCCACGCCCCUCCGCCGAAGCCUCUGAUGAAGAAUCCGCCCAAGAAGAAGCCGCGCAAGCAGCUACCUUUCCGCAACGUUGGCGGCUACGACAAUCCACGUCGUUUCGAUGAUCCCACCCCGCUGAACAGACCUUGGCACCGGUCCAGCUCCCCGGGUUACGUGCAAAUGUACUGACUUUCAGACCAACAACUUUUAAAUCUCAAAAUGAAAGAUGAAGACUUUGGCUCCCUAAAUAAAGCUUAAAAUAUUAAAAUAUA
This is a messenger RNA of Drosophila elegans, 3019 nucleotides long. RefSeq lists its product as uncharacterized. Lineage: Eukaryota; Metazoa; Arthropoda; Insecta; Diptera; Drosophilidae. The transcript is spliced from 3 exons. The coding region runs from base 174 to 2936 and encodes 920 amino acids. The record is from RefSeq and is a predicted model, not a curated record.